AUUUUCCCAGGAACACACUUUACUUCUCAUUUAUUAUUAGCACUUCAGUGAGCAGAGUGUACACACAGACACAAAGCUGCCCACAGCUUCACUAACUCUUCAGGGAUGAAGAUGCAUCUCCUGGUCCUGAUUCUGCUCACACUGUCCGCCAUUCGCUCAUCCUGUAUUUGUGAUGUGAAAUAUGCUGGGCCGGUUUGUGCUGUGAGAGGAUUCAGUGUCUCCAUUCCCUGUAGUUAUUCUUAUUCACCAAAUUCUAAGGUGAACAAAAUGCUUUGGUGCUCGAUGAACUCAAAUACAGGCGUAUGUAGAAAACCACCGUAUGUUUAUAACAGCUCAUCAAACACCAAGUCAGACUUUGAGUUCACUGGAGACGACAAAUCAGACUGCACUUUGUUAAUCCACAAUGUACAGUUCAAUUACUCUGGAGAGUACAAAUUCAGAUUUAUAACUAAUGUGACCGGUGUCAGAUGCACAGGUGACCCUGGAGUGACUCUACAAGUUGCAGAUUUAAAGGUGUCACUAAUCAGGCUCAGUGGAAACGGAACCCUUAAACAAGGAGACUCGUUAAAUCUGAGGUGUGAUGUGAACUGUACACACACUUCCUCACAGUUUGUGUGGUCUAAGAACAACCAGAGCUUAAAUACAUCAGGACCUGUUCUUCACUUUCCUGCUCUAACCGUGAGGGAUUCUGGGAAUUACACCUGCACUUGGGAAACCAAUGUGACUUCAGGAUCUAAAACAGUCAGCCUUCCUGUCGAGGGUGUUCUCCCUCAGUCCAGUGACUAUGGUGUGAAUUAUUCGACGCUGGUGUGUGCUGUGAGAGGAUUCAGUGUCUCCAUUCCCUGUUAUUAUUAUUAUCAUCCAAUAAACUCUACGGUGGUACAAAUGCUUUGGUGCUCGAUGAACUCAAACACAGAUUUGUGUCUAAACCCACCGUAUGUUUAUAACAGCUCAUCAAACACCAAGUCAGACUUUGAGUUCGCUGGAAACAACAAAUCAGACUGCACUUUGUUAAUCCACAAUGUACAGUUCAAUUAUUCUGGAGAGUACAAAUUCAGAUUUAUAACUAAUCUGAUCAGAUGGACAGGUGAUCCUGGAGUGACUCUACAAGUUACAGAUUUAAAGGUGUCACUAAUCAGGCUCAGUGGAAACGGAACCCUUAAACAAGGAGACUCGUUAAAUCUGAGGUGUGAUGUGAACUGUACACACACUUCCUCACAGUUUGUGUGGUCUAAGAACAACCAGCCCUUAAAUACAUCAGGACCUGUUCUUCACUUUCCUGCUCUAACUGUGAGGGAUUCUGGGAAUUACACCUGCACUUGGGAAACCAACGUCACAUCAGGAUCUGAAACCAUCAGCCUUCAUGUCGAGGGUGAAAAUCCUGCUCAGUGGCCAGUCGCUGCUGUGGUGACAGCUACAGUGCUUUUUGUCAUCUUUCUCAUCCUAUUAGUUGUGAUUUACAGGAGGUGGAAGAACGACACUGUGGAAGACAAGAGCGGAAAAGCUGGAGCACAACCACAGGUAAAGCAGCUUCCUCAGUCUAAUGAAGAAGUGUCAAAGCAGGAGGAAGUGACUUAUGCAACUGUGUCUAUCAAAGACAACAAUAUGAACAAAGGGCAUGUCAACACUGAGAAUAAGAAAGUGGACAUAUCCGUUAUCUACAGUUCUGUGAAAAUAAAAUGAUUGAUACAGGUUAGAUGAUGUGAUAAAAUUGAAGACUGAGGUGCUUAUUAUACUCAGACAGCUUACAAGCGUAAAAAAAACAAACUUUAUGAUGCUUUGUAGAACUAGAAGCUUGAUUCAGAGUGCACAUUGGCGACACCUGCUGGUGAAGAGGAGGUAUUACAUACAUUCCUGCUGCCAAUCUGACACACUUCUUCUGCUUGAUCAGUCCUAAGUGCUCUACUCCUGCUUCUUUGCCAUGGAGAUUUCUACACUUACGACUUACCAUCAGCUCAUGCUGCUGUUGCACUGCUUCAACACAUCACUGUGUGCCUUUUCUCUGUACUGAUUUGUAAUCCCGGAUCUGUAAUUCUGGUUCCUCUUCACAUUUCUUCCUCAUGCUGUCUGAGUUUUUACUUCUUUGUAAACCUCUGGGUUGUCAGAUUAAGGACCUAAAUGUAGAUCCAGAUUUCUGUAAAGCUGCUUUGUUAAAAGUGCUACACAAAAAUGUUUAACUGAUUUUGUUUUUUAAAUGUAAUUAAAAAAUUCUAUUAACUUAUGUAGCAGAUGAUGUAGAGUAUGCUGGUUCAAAGCUUUGAUACUGUAUCACAAUUUCUAUUUUUUUCUUAUUACCUGUACUAAUAAACAAAAGUU
This is a messenger RNA of Hemibagrus wyckioides, 2316 nucleotides long. RefSeq lists its product as uncharacterized. The transcript has 9 exons. The record is from RefSeq and is a predicted model, not a curated record. Lineage: Eukaryota; Metazoa; Chordata; Actinopteri; Siluriformes; Bagridae. The coding region runs from base 106 to 1683 and encodes 525 amino acids.